AUGCACUUGAUACAUUAUCAGUUCAAUAUCUCUAAUAAAUUCUUCAGGGGCUUUACAUAACAUUACCUUCAUAACGAAUAUAUUAUGAGGACAGUAACAGUCUUUUUCACCAUUAAAAUAUUAAGACUUAUUUGCCUGGUAAUCAAAUUACUGAAUGAAUCGAAGCUCCACCCAGUUUCACCCUCACAUAAAACAUAUGGGCACAGCUGUACUAGACCACCCUCCUCCCUGGAGAUUAUUCCCAACCUGAGCUCGAACACAUCAGUAUCCAUUCCCCUUCAGCACUAUUUAAAAAAACAUAUUCAUAAAGGAGCCUGUUUCUCAGCCCAAACAAAAUGUGUCCUCUGAAUGAUAGUAACUCUGUGGAUACGGGAGACACGGCGAGAAAUGAGAGUCUGGCCCGGCUGGAAAUCGUUCUGCUCAGUGUCAUCUUCAUCAGCGCUGCCAUCCUCAACACAUCCCUGCUGCUGGUCCUCUGGAGACAGCGCAAACAGAUGUCCCGGAUGCGCGUCUUCGUCUUCCACCUGUGCCUGGCGGAUCUGGUGGUCGCUUUCUUCCAGGUGGGCCCGCAGCUCAUAUGGGAUAUAACAGACAGGUUCGUCGGACCAGACCUGGUGUGCCGCCUGGUGAAGUACCUUCAAGUGCUGGGCAUGUUUUCAUCCACGUACAUGAUUGUGGUGAUGACUGUUGACAGAUACCAAGCUGUCUGCAAUCCGAUGGUUAAGUUCCAGCGGACAAGCACAAGACUUAACAUCCCUGUGUGCUUGGCGUGGGGGGUUUCUCUGCUGGGCAGCUUGCCACAGGUCUUUAUUUUCGCACAGGUCCAGGUUGCACCUGGUGUAUUUGACUGCUGGGCCGAUUUUAUCCAGCCAUGGGGGCUAAAGACUUACAUAACCUGGACCACGUUGGUUAUUUUUAUUUUUCCAGUUAUUACACUUGUUGUUUGUCAAGUGCGCAUCUGCCGAGUCAUCCAGAUCAACUUGUACCAAAAGACUCAACAGCAGCGCAACGUGGGGCUGCAUCUGCCAUCCAGAGCCAGCGGUGUGGCCGGCAUGUCCAGGGCCAGGGUGAAGACCCUGAAGAUGACGGUGGUCAUCGUGCUGGUUUAUAUUGUCUGCUGGGCUCCUUUCUUCACAGUCCAGCUUUGGUCCGCCUGGGACGCACACGCACCAAAAGAAACUGCGACUUUCACCAUCCUGAUGUUGCUCGCCAGUCUGAACAGCUGCGCUAAUCCCUGCAUCUACCUUCUGUUCAGCGGUCACUUUCCAAAAAGGCUGAUGAGAUUCCUGUGCCAGCGGCCAUCCGACGGCAGGGAUUCAAUCCAUGAAGAGGCGACGUUGGUCAGCACGCUGUACAUGAGCUUCAAAAAUGUCUCCGAGUUAAAAUGAAGGCAAUGCGCUACAAUCUUGAUAUAGAAAAAUCGGAGCAGCCUGUGAGGUCUCCCUGCAUUGAAAAAACUUCCGAACAGAAGGCACGGAGAUAAAAAUAAAAAUAAGUAUUUAUCUGCCGGGAUCUCUGACAUGUGAAAAUAUGGCCUGUUCUGGAAGUAUUCCCCAGAAUCAAACCUGCAAUGGUUGUCCAUAAGUGAGAUCUGAGCUCCAGAUGUUCCCGGAUGAUGGAUGAUAAAAGAAAGAGAUUCUUGGACUGUACGAUGCCGAUUUGUGAAGAUGAAGAAUAAGUAUGGACAGUAUGUAAAUAACAGAAUGCCAUCAUAUUGUUAUGACUGUGUUUACCUCACAUUUAUUGUAAACUUUAUUUAAGCUUCAUGACUAUUUUUGAUCUUUUAGACAGAUUCGUCUGCAUUGGAUGUGUCAUGCUGUAAGGAUAAAGAAAACCCUAAGAAUCCAGUUGGUAUGUUGUGGAUUGUUUUUUUAGUAAAAUGCCAUUAGAAUACAUCGCAUUGUAUAACAGUUGUUUAGGUUGAAGACAAAUACUUUAAAGAUAAGAUUGAAUAUAUCUUUUUUUUUAAAUUAAGUUUAAAAAAAUGCUUAAAUAAACUGUUACAAAAAGUGUGUUUUCAUCAAAUAGAAAAGAAGAAGAAGGAACCCUUAAUCGUCCCACAGAGCGGAAAUGUACAUAGCAGUGGGCUGCCAUAUGUAAGGCACCCAUGGAGCAAUGUAGGGAAAUACAUAAUGUUUAGUGAUGAAAUGGAAUCCAUAAUCCAAAGAAACUGUUUUUCAUUUUAAAACUGUCAAAUACAUUUGUCACAUAUAAAUGUGCUUUUUGUGAAAAACAAAACCACACAGUGAGUGUAAAAUGUU
This is a messenger RNA of Eleginops maclovinus (Patagonian blennie), 2261 nucleotides long. Its product is annotated as oxytocin receptor-like. Gene Ontology annotation, cellular component: plasma membrane. Gene Ontology annotation, molecular function: vasopressin receptor activity; peptide binding. Lineage: Eukaryota; Metazoa; Chordata; Actinopteri; Perciformes; Eleginopidae. Gene Ontology annotation, biological process: regulation of systemic arterial blood pressure by vasopressin; cellular response to hormone stimulus; G protein-coupled receptor signaling pathway. The transcript has 3 exons. The coding region runs from base 336 to 1388 and encodes 350 amino acids. The record is from RefSeq and is a predicted model, not a curated record.